AUCUCACGGCUGAUGCCUGCAGGACUCCUGGCUGCAGACCCGAGCAAGCCUCAAGUAGAGAGAUGAGCUCAGAUUUAGAGGAGGGCCCUAGCCAGGCGGUGCGCCGACCCACGGUCAAGCGUUCUGCGAAAUUGGCCCUUAGCGAGUCUGAGGAUGAAGGAAUCUCGCCAAAGGUCAACGGCCAUGUCAAACGAGCUCGACCAUCAACGGAACACCAGCGAAGAGAGAGUGAUUCCUCUGACUCAAGCGAAAGGAGAUCCAAGCCAGUCAUCAAUGGUCAUAAUAGAGCACAGAACGGCAGCCGGCGGCUGUCGCCAGACGAGAAUGGUGAAGAUGAUAAUCCGGAGGAUGAAGUGAUGGAUGAGGAUGCCGAAAGCGAAGACGACGGCCCACACCUUGGAUUUCGACCUGAAUAUGACAGAGAUGCUCAGGGCUUUGUCGCUGGCUCUAUCACUCGGAUCAUGAUGCGCAAUUUCAUGACCUACGAUUUUGUCGAGUUCAAACCUGGUCCCCAUCUCAAUAUGAUCCUGGGGCCCAAUGGGAGUGGAAAGAGCUCCAUAGCGGCCUGUAUAGCUGUCGGACUGGGGUUCCCGCCCGGGAUCAUCGGUCGAGCGAGUGAUCUCAAAGCUUUCGUCAAGCAGGGAGCCGAGGAGGCGGAGACGGAGAUCGAACUCAAGGGACGGACAGGAGAGCCAAAUGUCCAGAUCAGACGGAAAUUUAACCGCGAGGACAACAAGUCGGACUGGUUGAUGAAUGGUCGCGCUUCAACGCACAAAGCUGUCACAGAUGUGGUCACGUCUUUUGGUGUACAAGCGAACAAUCUAUGCUCCUUUCUGCCCCAGGACAAAGUCGCAGAGUUCGCCAAGAUGGCCCCUGUCACAGUCCUCAAGGAGACCAUGCGAGCCGCUGGAGAUCCCCGACUGACAAAGUGGCAUGAGACGCUCAAAGACAAGGGCGCCACGCUACAGAGCAUCGAAGAUGUCCAGGACAGAGACGUGGCAAAGAGAGACGAAUUGCAAAAGCAGGUGGAUCGGAUGGAGCCAGAUGUGAGAAAUCUGAGAGAAAGGGCAGAUCAACAACAACGACUCGAGGUCCUCAGAUUACUCGAGGUUGCAUCGGAGCACAAGUCAGCGGCAGACAGAUUUGAGGAGGUCGCCAAGGAGAGAAAGUCUGUUUUGAAGCAGCAGACUGAACUCAACAGACGUCGCGUGCCGCUCUUGGAAUUACAAGAGAAACAGGCUAAUCUCAAGGAGAAAGCUCAUGCUGCAGAGGUCAGGACCAACGAUGAACUCAAAGACUAUUCCAGAAAAUGUGCAGCGCAGAAACAAGCUGUAGACAACCACAAAUCGCCUUCAAAUUAUGAGACCGAUCUCAAGGCCUUGAACGAGAAGCUCAAGGAAGUCGCGAGGAGAAAAGAGGAAUUGCGGAGGAAGAUUCGCAAAGCUCAGGACAAGCUGGAUGAACCCAGAGUGGACAGCGCCGAGAAAAUCACCCAGCUUAUAGCCGAGAAGCGUAAAAUCGCUGCGAAAUUUCAAGAAGCACGCGAGGAACUGCAUGCUGUUGAGGAUCGACAAGAAGCCUUCCAGAGGGAGAUCAAGACCCUGAGCAACGAGAUUGACCAGCUCGAUGCCAGGCAGAAAGAGCUUGGCAGUAUCGAGCGACAGAGGGAGACCAUCGCCCGAGACUUUGACGGAUCGAUCAAUUACGCUUUAGACUGGAUCGAGAAAAACGCAAUGAAGCUAGAGGCCACGGUUCACAAACCGCCAAUGAUUUCAGUCAACGUGACUGACAAGGCUGUCGCGUGGCAGGUCGAGGCUUGUACGACUGUAGCUCAGCGAAGGUGUUUUAUCUGCGAAUCUAGGAAUGACUACAACACCCUACUCGAAUUGAAUAAUACCGAUUAUCCCGCUCGGCGAUCCUCCAACGGGACCCUGAUCCCUGCUGGCAAAGUCAGGUUGACUUUGCAGUACGUGGAAGUCAACGAUGAGUUGGUGAAUCCAACACGACCUUGUGACGUCCAAAAGCUUCAAGAGCUUGGGUUCACAGGGUGGGCUUUGGACUAUGUCGAAUGUGCUCCGGCCGUGCGAGCCUAUCUCGUCUUGGCGUCGCGCAUGCAUCAAGCAGCCAUUACCCGACUCCCUGGCGGUCGCAUCAACGCCAAUGCGGUCGCAGCGGCAGGCAUCCGCACGUGGGUCACAUCGACCGACGUCAAUCGUGCAUUGCAAUCACUGUACGGUCGUAAAGACUUCCAAAUCACCACGACACCGCCCAUCGCGCCGAAGGCCUUCAGUCACGCCGUUGAUGCUGAAGCAUUGAAGAAGAAUCAACGUGAGCUUGCGCAGAAGAAGCAAGAGAGGCAAGAUCGAGAGGGGCCCCUGCAUCAGCUCAAACAGGAGAUCGGAAAGGCGAGGGUGAAGAGCGAUAGUUUGACGGCUGACCAGCUACGACUAGAAGGGGAAAUCAAGAGCCUAAGGGAUGUAAGUUCCAGCUAUCAAAAGGCGGAAGCCGACAAAAAACUUUGCGAGCGGGAACUGCGUGAUCUCGAGGCCGAGCCCUCAGCGGAGGAACAACGACGCAAGGUCAAGACCGCGAAACUUCAGGGCGUGAAGAAAGUGUGGCGGACGGUGGCCACGGCGACUGAUGCACAUGAAGAGGCGCUGCAGGCGUGUCUGCAGCGGGGCAAGGCGUUGUGGUCACUAGCUCAAUACGAGCUCAACUGCAAUGAUAUUGAAAAACAAGUCACCGAAGGUAACGAGCAAGUCGCAGAGCUGAACGCUACACUGGACGAUUUAACGAAGAAAAAGGACACGCAUCGAGCGACGGCGAGCGCUCUCCUAUCCCGAUUCAACCAGAUGCUCGGAGCGGCACCCCGAGACGUCUACACUAAAGUCAGAGCGGACAUCGCGGUCCCGGCAGACAUUCCCGCCGUGUCAGCCAUCCAAGACGAGAUUGCCGAGAUUGAGAAUCGACUCGAGUUGACCUUGACUGUCGACCCCACACUGAUCGAGCGUUAUGAGCGGCUGUCAAACGAGCUGGCCAACAUCAAAGAUACCGUAGAGAGGCAGGAACAAGAGUCGAGAAUACUCAAGCGACAGAUCAAUAGAAUCCUGACCGACUUUGAUCCCGCUCUCGACACGCUUGUCGAUGUGGUCAGUCGGAAGUUCUCUGCUGCCUUUGAACGUGUUGGGUGCAGUGGAGAAGUCAAACUCAAUCGUGUCGAAGGAGAUUUCAGUGCUUGGGGGAUUCACAUCAUGGUGUCUUAUCGAGACGGUGAUAAUCUGCAGCAAUUGACGGGAACUCUUCAAUCCGGCGGAGAACGAUCUCUUGCCACUGUGACGUAUCUGAUGAGCCUGUCUGAGAUGGCUCGAACGCCGUUCUCUCUGGUGGACGAGAUCAACCAGGGGAUGGACCAGAAAGCCGAACGCAAUGUGCACAAUCAAUUGGUCGAAGUCACUUGCAAUUCGGAUACUGGGCAAUAUUUCCUCAUUACGCCCAAGCUGUUAACCGGACUGAAAUAUCAGCGCAAGAUGAAAAUAUUGAUUGUGAACAACGGGACAUGGCUGGCCGACUCUACAACCAAUCUCGACAAACGGUUCGGACACCUCAAGCAGUGUCUGCAAAAGUACAAACGAGUUCACGUUGCUGCGCAUUAGAGAGGUCUGUAAGGAUUAUUUUUGGGGAUAUGUGCUUGCAUUUCAGACGAAGUCUGCACAUUUGUAGUAUUUUACGACUAGUCAAUGCAUGAUAAUGAGAU
Messenger RNA from Kockovaella imperatae, 3754 nucleotides. Its product is annotated as putative nucleus protein. Gene Ontology annotation, biological process: double-strand break repair via homologous recombination. The record is from RefSeq and is a predicted model, not a curated record. The coding region runs from base 63 to 3653 and encodes 1196 amino acids. The transcript is spliced from 25 exons. Gene Ontology annotation, molecular function: ATP hydrolysis activity; ATP binding. Gene Ontology annotation, cellular component: Smc5-Smc6 complex. NCBI's taxonomy places the organism in Eukaryota, Fungi, Basidiomycota, Tremellomycetes, Tremellales, Cuniculitremaceae.